Messenger RNA from Haplochromis burtoni (Burton's mouthbrooder), 562 nucleotides. Its product is annotated as complement C1q-like protein 2. The transcript has 2 exons. The coding region runs from base 8 to 562 and encodes 184 amino acids. The record is from RefSeq and is a predicted model, not a curated record. NCBI's taxonomy places the organism in Eukaryota, Metazoa, Chordata, Actinopteri, Cichliformes, Cichlidae. Gene Ontology annotation, molecular function: protein binding.
CUGGAAAAUGGAGAGAUUAACAGUAAUUAUUCUUAUUUGUUUACUUGCUGGUUUAUCUGAAUGUGAGGAAACGGGUGAUCAGAAUGAAAUCAAUCAGAACCUGAUCACUGAGCUCUCAUAUGAAGAUACUAAGGCCGAGAACAAUAACGAUGUGUCAGCUGACCCAGGGUCUGAAACAACAGCCCCAACAAUCAGGACCAGUCAUGACGCCCCAAAAAACGGACAAAACUGGGACCCAACCAACCUGAUGUGGAAACCACCACCCAAACAAUCGGAACGGUAUUUUACAGCACCAGUUCAAGGAGUCUAUUAUUUCACCUUUUCUUCUUUCCGGUGGGGAAGAAAAACUGGAACCAGUGGUGGCAGUCUGUACCACAAUGGAAACCAGAUUGUAUCAUGGUAUGGUCACAGUCAGGCUCAUCCCAUCAGUGCCUCAAACAGUGCAGUCUUAAUGCUACAAGUUAGAGACAAGGUCAAUGUUCGUCUUUGGGAAAACCAACAGAUCAGUGAUAAUGAAAAUAAGUACUGCACAUUCACUGGAUUUUUGCUUUUUCCAAUGUGA